Molecule: messenger RNA, 1287 nt
Organism: Arvicola amphibius (Eurasian water vole)
Lineage: Eukaryota; Metazoa; Chordata; Mammalia; Rodentia; Cricetidae
Gene: Ccdc121
Product: coiled-coil domain containing 121
Exons: 3
Coding region: 1-1287 (428 amino acids)
Source: RefSeq, a predicted model, not a curated record
AUGUGUGUUAUCACACCAAGCUUUAAUUGGUGCUGGAGAUUGAACUCAGGGCUCUUUGCACACCAGGGCCUGGGAGGGGCAAGGCCCUACUCCUCAAGAGUGAGAGGGGAGAUGGACUUCCAAGAGCAGGGCAACCAAAUUUCAAAGGUCAGAAGCCCCAGAAGAUCUGGGAACAAAUCCAGUCAAUCUGCUAGGACUAAUUUGGUAGUCGAGACAAAGAAAUUAUGUGAUGUCAACUCUAACUGUGCAAAGUCUCAUCACGUUGACCCCAAAGUAAAGACACCUCUUGAAAAUUGUGCUCCCCGAAGUCACACAUCUGGCACUAGUUGUUCAGCAGAGACCUUCAGUGACCUCCCAACUCACCCCAAUGAACACCUGAGUUCCGGAACCAGGCUUGUACAGAGCCCCAAAGACUCUUCCCAACCAUCAAUGUAUCUUACUAUCCUAAAUGAAUUUUUCAAGCCAGAGAGGCUAACAAAAUUGGAGAACAAGGUAAAAAGAAGGACAGUGGAGGCACUGGAGAAGCUGAGCAAGAAUAUAGAAGAGGCUCGGCUCCAGCAGGAGCAGCUGCUGCAAGACAGCAGGCUGCUGCAGCAGGAGGCGGUCAAUCUAGAGACAGAGAACAACUACUUCCUGAAAUUCCUAAGAAAACAAAAUGAUCAGUGUAAAAAGAAGCACGAGGACCUGUGGAAUCAGUAUUUCCGGGAAUGCGGGGAGCUGAAGCGAAGGAAGCUGGAACUGGCAUCCAGGUUUGCCCGACAAAAUGCAGACCUUCAGGCGCAGCUCCUGCAUGGAAAAAACACCCAGACCCAGUUGAGGCAGCAGGCUCAGUCUCUGAUGCAUAUUAACGAAGUAAAGAAGAGCCAGGACAUGAAAAUGCAGGCCUUGCAGAAGGAGCUGGCAAACAUGAAAGUGGAGACAGUGAUAAAGGACCACCAGGCACACCUGCAGUUCCUGCAGAGAAAGACACUCCUAGACAGGCAGCUGCAGGAACUAAAAUGGCUGCAGAUGGGGAAGGAGGGCACCAAGGAGGUUAAGGACAGGGCCCAGGCCUUGGAGUCCACAGUCAAGAAGGUGAAUUCUGAGUUUUGCUUUAGUUUCCAGAGAGCGUACCAGAAGUUACAGGAGAAACUAGUGAAGCAAGUCCAGGAAUAUCGCAAGCUGGAGUCUAUAAAGAGGCAGCUGGAGGUCUGGAAAGAGCAGCUGAAGGAGGAGCAGUGGGUCCAAGAAGCCUCAGUUAGGGGCAGACAACAACUGAAGGCAGAGAGAGAGAAGUCAGAAUUGUGA